Messenger RNA from Cucurbita pepo subsp. pepo (vegetable marrow), 2972 nucleotides. NCBI's taxonomy places the organism in Eukaryota, Viridiplantae, Streptophyta, Magnoliopsida, Cucurbitales, Cucurbitaceae. The record is from RefSeq and is a predicted model, not a curated record.
UUAAAAUUUUAGUACUUGUUGAAGUGUUUAAUUAUAUUGACUGUGGCAUGUAGAAGCUGAAGCAGACUGCUUGUCCAUUACUAAUCCCUUGCUAGGCGUCUCACCAUGUCACAGAAGCAGACAGCUCCGUUGAUUGGAAAGUGGGAGCAUUGGAGAUAUUACCAAGCCUGAACCCGACGGCGACACACAGUCUUGGCAAGCUGGUUUUUGACAUCCCUGGCGCUACUAACAUACUUCGAGACGCUCCCUCUUGUUUCACAGGUGACUAAGUUUAAAUGUGGUCUGUUCGUGGUUGGGCUGUGCGUGAGCCACAGUGCUGUUGAUGGGAUCGGGGCUAUGGAGUUAGUGAAUUCGUAGGGUGAAACGCAAGGCCCCUUUGAUUGCCCCCCUGUUUCUAGAUAGAACCAUUCUCAAAAGCUCGAGAUCCUCCCCUCAUCGAGUUUCGGUACCAUGAAUUUGCUGAGAUAGAAGAUAUGUCGUCAAACAUUUGCAAGCUUCAUGGAGAGGAGAUGCUUCAGGCCCACCUGUUUGGAGCCAGAGAAGCUGAAUAAACUCAAAAUGGAAGGGUUGGAAGAUGGGGUAUUGAAGGGCUGCACCCAAGUUAACUCACUGUGUAGCGCCGAUGAGCUUCUGGAAAAGCCACAGUCGUAUCAGGAGUGGGGAUGGUUAAGAAAGCGGUGAAGAUGAUCACAGACGGCUACAUGAUAAAGAAGAAAAAGGGGGGGUGGGGAACGCAGAUUUGAGAGAGUCGACGAAGAUGACAUACUACUCUGUUGCAUUGUGAUGGACAGAAAGCCUACCAUCUUGAAUGCAACUGGCGAUAGUACAUUUUUUUUAGUAAGGUUUCGACUUACAUCUCUUCUAAAAGAGAGGUACACGUCUAAUUAUUCAACUACUAGAGUUCACACGGAAUUGAUUUUUUUUGGGGAGAAAUAAACGUUUAGUUACUAGAGUUCACCAUUUGUUUAUUAUGAACUUAAUUAACGUAUUGGUUUAAACCAAGAGCAGGGGAAGUAACCUACAAAAUCCCAUCGAAAUGAAAAACAAACAGGAUUGAGGACUACAAAUUUCAAUUAAAAUCUCAUUACUUUUGUUUGAAGUUGUCUCCAAGUUCAUAUUAGAUACACGUUUCAUCCUUCAUUACACUUACCAAAAAGUCAUCUUUUUUGUUAACAAAAUUUGUAAGGAAAAUCAAUCAUGUUUCUUGGGGAGGGGAGAGAGGGAGCUCCAAGUAAACAGAGUUUGGACGCCAACUCUCACCAACUAGGUGGAAGAGCGGUGGCAUCCCGUAUCGACCCGGCCUGACUUGGUCCUCUCGCAUCAUCAACCAUUCAGAAUGAAACAAAACGCAGUGCACGACUCAAAUUAGGCACAACUUCCAACCACCCUCACUCUGCCUCUCUACCAUCUGCUUUAUAUACAUAUACAACAUCAACGCCCUGCCACUACUAUCAUCUUUCUAACCCUUUUCAUUUCAGAUAUCGAAUCAGAUGGCUGGCAGUGGUAAAAGGGGUUCUCAACUCGACGUUGAGCAGCAGAAACCCACUCUGAUCACCCCCGCAGAGGAGACACCGAAGGUUCUCUACUUCCUAUCGAACCUUGACCAGAAUAUUGCAGUCAUCGUCCGCACCAUUUACUGCUUUAAAUCAGAGUCCAGAGGCAACGAAGAUGCUGCCCAAGUCAUUAAAGAUGCUCUUUCCAAGGUGCUUGUCCAUUACUACCCCCUUGCAGGGCGGCUCACCGUCAGCUCAGACAGGAAGCUUAUUGUGGACUGUACGGCGGAGGGUGCUGUCUUUGUGGAGGCUAAAGCCGACUGUUCCAUUGAAGACAUUGGUGAUAUAACGAAGCCUGAUCCUGACACUCUUGGGAAGCUUGUCUAUGACAUCCCUGGCGCUACCAACAUACUUCAGAUGCCUCCUCUUGUUGCCCAGGUGACUAAAUUUAAAUGUGGUGGAUUCGUUGUGGGGCUGUGUAUGAAUCAUUGUAUGUUUGAUGGGAUUGGGGCAAUGGAAUUUGUGAAUUCGUGGGGUGAAACGGCAAGGGGCUUGCCUUUGACUGUGCCGCCGUAUCUGGAUAGAAGCCUUCUCAAAGCACGAGAGCCGCCGAUGAUCGAGUUUCCUCACAGCGAAUUCGCUGAGAUAGAAGAUGUGUCGAACACUUGGAAGCUUUAUGGAGAUGAGGAAAUGCAUUAUCGGUCCUUCUGCUUCGAGCCGGAGAAGCUCAGUAAGCUCAAACAGAAAGCGUUGGAAGAUGGGGUUUUGAAGAGCUGCACCACGUUCGAAGCCCUGUCGGGAUUUGUUUGGAGAGCAAGAACAGAGGCUCUACGAAUGCAACCCGACCAACAAACAAAGCUCCUCUUCGCCGUCGACGGAAGGUCUAGAUUUCAGCCCCCAGUGCCGAAAGGGUAUUCUGGAAACGCCAUCGUUUUAACCAACUCACUAUGCAGCGCCGGUGAGCUUCUGGAAAACCCUCUGUCUUUUGGGGUGGGGCUGGUUCAGAAGGCAGUGGAGAUGAUCACAGACAGCUACAUGAGGUCCGCCAUCGAUUACUUCGAAGCGACGAGAGCAAGGCCGUCUCUGGCGGCGACUUUGUUGAUCACGACCUGGUCGAGGCUGGGGUUUCACACGACGGACUUCGGGUGGGGGGAGCCGGUGUUUUCAGGGCCGGUGGCAUUGCCGGAGAAAGAGGUCAUUCUGUUCCUAUCUCAUGGGAAAGAAAGAAAGAGCAUAAAUGUUCUUCUGGGCCUUCCAGCUUCUGCCAUGGAAAUCUUCCAGCAGGCCAUGCAAAUCUGAAAGGACAAGAAUACAAAAUGAUGAGGAAAUUUCAUCUUUAUUAUUCAUCCCAAUGUGUUGUUUUCAUCCAAUUCCAAUUCCAUUUUUAUUCCUAUUUCAUGUGAUUACCCAUAUUUUUCUGUCAAUUAAUAGAUUGUUCCGCGUGUUGUUACGUCAAUAAAAUUUUAAUAUAUUGAGGUA